UUUUGAAUUCGUCUAUAAGUAGGGUGCUACUUGAAAAGGUGAAACAAGACGAAGAGAAGGAAGUGAAUUUCAUUCGAGAAAGUGUGAAAACUCCAGCCUAAGGAGCUUUUCUGUUCAAGAACAUUGUAUGUACCAUUGAUGAAGUCUGUUUAUGGAUGGGCAUGGCUGUUUCGAGAGUAGGAUUUGAUUUACAGUGUCUUGCCUUCAGAUCAGCUAUCACUUAGUCUCUGUACUUCUGGACUAACUUUUUCCAUUCUAAUACCAAAUGUAAUAAUCCAAGUCUAGCAACUAGUCCCAGAACUUUCUGGUUUUGUAACUUUUAUCAAAAGAACUUGAAGCUCAGUCUAUCAGCCCAGAAUUGCCAGUUAGAGAUAAUACAAGAUGGUGAAGCAAUAUCUCAUGCAACAAAUGAACAUCCAGUAGCACUGCUUGCAGAACACACAAAAAACUCUUGCAAAGAGAUAUUACUAUUUACAUGCCUAUCUUAUCUCAAAGGCAUUGAAAUGCUGCUGCUGUUUCUGCAUCCAUACUUCACAAGCUUUAUGGCAUCAAAUUGAUUUUGAGAGCAAAACAAAUUAGGUUAGCAGCGGCACAUUCAACCUGAUUCGAACUGGAAUCAUUCAGAACCAGAUUUUAUGGGUAAACAGGGGCCAUGUUUCCAUUGUAGCGUCAAGCAAACCAUUCUUUGGAGAAAUGGGCCACCUGAAAAACCAGUGCUCUGCAAUGCAUGUGGAUCAAGAUGGCGGGUUAGGAGGACCCUAGAUGGCUAUAUUCCCAGACAUGGAAACAUAGAAAAAGAGAGCUAUCAGCGACCUUCUGACAUGAAGCCGGCUCGUGACGAAAAAAAGCUAGAAGUUGGAGUAGAGGUUUCUGGACAGGAUGGCUCUUCAGCUUGUCUUAAAGAAGAAGUGAAUAACAUAUCAAGCCUAGGUUCAGCAGGGUCAUCCUCAGACAACUGCAUGCAGAUGGAAGAAACAAAUGCAUACAAAGAUCCUCUCUGGAAUCCUGACAGUGUCCCCAGAAGAAAGAGAUCAGAGCGUAGAAAACGCAUUUUGUCACCUGUUGAAAGACUCCAGAGGCAACUUCAUAACAUUCUACAGGAGCCAGACUUUGAAAAUAUCUCUGCCGAUGAUGAAAAUAUUCUAAUUUAUGCAAGCAACAAAUACAUUCCUCCCAAUGAGAUUGGUCUUGGAGCUAUGCUGCUUGUAUCACCACCUACUGCUACAGAACACUUGACAUCUCAAUCUCCAAUGGCAGAAGAUAAUGAUGCCUCUUGCUCAGUGAAUGUUCCUGUAGGAAAUUCCAAUUCCAAUUUGAGAAGCAGUCAAAGAUCCUCUCUGGAAUCCUGAGAGUGUCCCAAGAAGAAAGAGAUCAGAGCGUAGAAAAACACAUUUUGUCACCUGUUGAAAGACUCUAGAGGCAACUUCAUACUAAUCUACAGGAGCCAGACUUUGAAAAUCUCUGUCAAUGAUGAAAAUAUUCUAAUUUAUGCAAGGAACAAAUACAUUCCUCCUAAUGAGAUUGUUCUUGGAGCUAUGCUGCUCGUAUCACCACCUACUACUACAGAACACUCUAUGUCUCUAUCUCCGAUGGCAGUUGCUGGAAGUAAGUUUUGAGAAGCAUGCAUAAGGUUCAAGCUGGAACAUUCACUGAGCGAGAGGCAUUUCUUCACAGAUGUACUGCUGAUAGUCUUGAGCAUUAUAUAAUGCUAGUUAUCGUAUCUACUUGUGCUGAUGGAGCAUCAGAUACUUAUUGCAGAAAGUUAAAUUUGUUCAAGGAAGCUCUGAAGCUACUUGGAUGGGACAUAUGUCCUUCAAGAUCAUGUUCACGAUCUCACUAAAGCAGCUCGGGAGCACCUGUUCUUUGGAAAAUCUAGUUGGGGUUAAUUAUUGGCUUUAACGAAGCUCUAUUUUAUUACUAGGCUUCUACUUCCAGGGCAACUCAACUGACGAAGUUGGCCGUUAAACUCUGUUUUAUAUUGAACCGAUAGU
This is a messenger RNA of Solanum stenotomum, 1991 nucleotides long. RefSeq names its product GATA transcription factor 26-like. The record is from RefSeq and is a predicted model, not a curated record. Bases 636 to 1349 code for a protein of 237 amino acids. Gene Ontology annotation, molecular function: sequence-specific DNA binding; zinc ion binding. The transcript is spliced from 9 exons. Gene Ontology annotation, biological process: regulation of DNA-templated transcription. Lineage: Eukaryota; Viridiplantae; Streptophyta; Magnoliopsida; Solanales; Solanaceae.